AUGAUUGGUGUACAAAGAAUCUUGGAUAUUGAGCCAGAGCAAAAAAUAUACCCAUUCUCAAUCAAGGAGGAGAAGGGGCAAACAGAGGUUUGGAUACCCAAGGAUGCAGUCGUGGCAGGAAUACCAGCUAAAGCUUUUCUGACUAAUGGCUGCUCGGUCUUUGAAUUAAGCAAUUCAUUCCAUCCAUUUCUGAAGAAGAAUGAAUUUUGCAAUCUAUCCCAGCAAAAACUGUACUUAGACCAAAAUGGAGAUGUAGCAGCAGAUCUGAACAUCAUGAGCUUGGUGAUUCUCCCAAAAAAGGAUCCUAUCAAAGAGCAACUGGGAAGUUUUGAAAGACAGAGACUUACCAUCAACCAAGAUGCUAUUUCAAGGCUGAUGUUCCUCAACAAGAUAUGGAAAAAUGCACCAAGUGCCCAGAUAAUCAACAUUCAAAUGAGGAUCAAGUCAGAUUAUCUAGAAAGUCCCAUUGUCAAAGCCAACAACCGGGACCUCUCUUACAUCCUCCUGGUCUCCCUCUUGCUUUGUUUCUUGUCUCCUUUUCUCUUCAUUGGUCAACCAAGGAAAGUUACCUGCCUUCUCCGACAAAUGGUUUUCAGCAUCACUUUCUCAGUUGCCGUUUCUUCUCUCUUGGCUAAAACAAUCAUGGUGGUCCUGGCUUUCCUGGCCACAAAGCCAGGAAGCAAAAUGAAGAGAUGGUUGGGGAAACGUUUGGCCAACUCCAUCAUCCUUUCUUGUUCUGCUGUCCAAAUUAUCAUCUGCUUCUUCUGGCUAGGAGUCUCUCCCCCAUUCCCUGAUUCUGACUUUCACUCCCAGCCUGGAGCAAUCAUCCUGCAAUGCAAUGAAGGAUCUGCUGUCAUGUUCCACAUCACUCUCAGCUACUUAGGCUUCCUGGCUGCUGUCUGCUUCAUGGUGGCUUUCCAGGCCAGGCAUCUUCCUGGGACCUUCAAUGAAGCCAAGUUGAUC
Thamnophis elegans (Western terrestrial garter snake) is the source of this 963-nucleotide messenger RNA. Its product is annotated as vomeronasal type-2 receptor 26-like. The transcript is spliced from 6 exons. Gene Ontology annotation, biological process: G protein-coupled receptor signaling pathway. The record is from RefSeq and is a predicted model, not a curated record. Gene Ontology annotation, molecular function: G protein-coupled receptor activity. The annotation marks the transcript as partial. Lineage: Eukaryota; Metazoa; Chordata; Lepidosauria; Squamata; Natricidae. Gene Ontology annotation, cellular component: membrane.